GUGGCCAGAGCCCGUCCCAGCCCCACCAUCGGCACGCAAGCCGGAAAACAUUUUUUUCACAGCCACUGCAGGCAGCGUCUGUCCGAGUGUGCCGGGGCCAGGGAGGGGACGGACGGUGAGCAGGGGCAGCCAUCGCGGUACGUGCGCUCGGCAGGGCCCCGGCGGCAGCGGCUGGUCGCCCCGGCUCAUCCAGCGGCGGCACCGAUCGGGCGAAGAUGCUGGGUGAGAACGUGCUGGCGCUGGUGCUGGUGCUGCGUCUGCUCCUGCCCUGUGCCGGACAGCAUCACCGCGAGAUGGCCGAGCGCAUCAUGACGACCACGCCGGUCAUCGAUGGGCACAACGACCUGCCCUGGCAGCUCCUCAAGAGGUUCAACAACCAGCUAGGGCUGCCAGAAGCCAACCUCACGCUGCUGGAAGGCACCCACACCAACAUCCCCAAACUGCGCAGUGGGCACGUGGGCGGCCAGUUCUGGUCGGUGUACGUACCCUGCGACACGCAGAACAAGGACGCGGUGAAGCGCACGCUGGAGCAGAUCGACGUGGUGCAUCGCAUGUGUGAGCUCUAUCCUGAGACUUUCGCCUGCGUCGUCGAUAGUGAUGGCAUCCGGAAUGCUUUUGCGAGCAAGAAGGUGGCCAGCCUCAUCGGGGUGGAAGGCGGUCACUCCAUUGACAGCAGCCUGGGUGUCCUGCGCACCUUCUACCGCCUGGGGGUCCGCUACAUGACCCUCACCCACAGCUGCAAUACUCCCUGGGUUGACAACUGGCUGGUGGACACUGAGGAGGAGCAGCCCGUGCACCAUGGCCUCUCAUCCUUCGGGAAGACAGUGCUGGAGGAGAUGAACCGCCUGGGCAUGAUCGUGGACUUGGCCCACGUCUCAGAGGAGACCAUGAGAGUCGUGCUGAGGCUCUCUAAAGCCCCUGUCAUCUUCAGCCACUCGUCUGCCUUCCAACUCUGCCCGCACCGCCGUAACGUGCCCGAUGAAGUGCUGAAGCUGGUGGCCUCCACGGGCAGCCUGGUGAUGGUUAACUUCUACAACGCUUACGUGACGUGCAAUGACGUGGCCACGCUGUCAGACGUUGCAGACCACAUGGACCAUGUGAAGAAGGUGGCCGGUGUCCAGUCCGUUGGCUUCGGCGGGGACUACGAUGGGGUCACAGGGCUCCCCACUGGCCUGGAGGAUGUCUCCAAGUACCCCGCACUGGUGGCUGAACUGCUGGCGAGGAACUGGACGGAGGAAGAGGUGAAGGCAGCCCUGGCUGAAAACCUGCUCCGCGUCUUCAGGAAGGUGGAGGAGGUGAAGAUGUCCAUGCAAGGCACGGCUCCCCUCGAGACGCCCAUCGCCUUCGAGGAGCUGGAGAGGACUUGCAGGACAAGCUACGGGUACAUCAACAGUGCCGGCACAGCCUGGCUCCCGCGGGCUGGCCUGAUGCUGGCACUGGCACUGCUCUGCUCGCUGCUCUGCUAGCACCCAGCCCCGCUACAGCACCAGCACCCUGCCGGCGGCUGGCCCUGCGGCUGCGGGGCUGGGCCCAGUCCUGCUGCCCCUUCUCACCUGCGUGCAGGCCCCAUCCGCAAAAUAAAGCCGUGCUUCGAGCACCGCCAGCAGUGUUU
This is a messenger RNA of Cuculus canorus (common cuckoo), 1612 nucleotides long. It is a transcript of the gene DPEP1, whose product is annotated as dipeptidase 1. NCBI's taxonomy places the organism in Eukaryota, Metazoa, Chordata, Aves, Cuculiformes, Cuculidae. The record is from RefSeq and is a predicted model, not a curated record. Bases 216 to 1466 code for a protein of 416 amino acids. Gene Ontology annotation, molecular function: metallodipeptidase activity. Gene Ontology annotation, biological process: proteolysis. The transcript is spliced from 11 exons.